ACGAGAAGUCGAGAAGAACAAAGAAACAAAAUGGGUUGGCUAUGGGGAAGAAGAAUGGAUUCAAUAUCGGCGCCGGCGCCGCCAUUCCCGUUGCUGGUUUUCUUCGUCCUCGCGACAUUCUUCCUCUGCUUGACCUCGUACUUCCACUUCAAGUCAAAGGUGGCGCGGACCGUCACCACUCUCAGGUUUCUUCUCUCCUUCGUUGUCCCCAUGCUCGUCCUUUCCCUGCUGUACAUCUUGACGGUUGCGCGCAGGUGGCGGCGGUGGUUUGAUUGGGAUUUCCCGGCCGGGGGUGCCGGGCCGCCGGCGAUGUACCGGCGCGGCGGGGAUGAGAGGAGGGAGUUCCCGUGGGGGUUGGCUCUGGCGGUGGUUCUGCUUCUUGUCAUGGUUCAUUUGCAGAUUUAUAUUCAGACCAGUUGGUUCCCGAUGAUAUGAUUAAUUACUCCGCAACUAAUUAAACACUCUUUAAUUACUCUUUUUUUCCGCCAUCUUUAAUUACUCGUUCAUGUCAUUUCUCUAACUCUUGAGUGUAUCAAAAAUUCAAUUUACUCGUUUUUUAUAGUGCCCAAUUAGCUCGUUUAUUGGUUUUGUGUUGUUGCUUAGUCAUGACUUGCUUUGAUAUUAUGUUGGAGUGACUUUAUUUUUUUUCAUUCAACAAAAUUUAAUAAAACUUAGGGUUUGAC
Molecule: messenger RNA, 683 nt
Organism: Cuscuta campestris
Lineage: Eukaryota; Viridiplantae; Streptophyta; Magnoliopsida; Solanales; Convolvulaceae
Source: the annotation of a GenBank genome assembly